AUGAAGACUCCUACUGCAAAGAAAACAUUUCACAUGCAAGUUCUGCCCGACAUCUGCAUUGCAUUUGCAUCCGAAAAAGGCAAGCAAUUAUUUCAAACUGCUCUGGCCACUGAGCACAUGAAUUGUUACUUUCCACUCGCUAGUCAGUUCAGAACCCAAGAACUAUUUUACUGUGGUCUUUCAUCCCUUGUCAUGGUUCUCAAUUCUCUAGCAGUCGAUCCAGUUCUGACUUGGAAAGGCAAUUUUUACUCGUAUCACGAAGACAUGCUUGAUUGUAGUUCUUCCCUCGAAGAAAUUAGGAAAAUAGGUAUUCCUAUGGACAAACUCAUGCAUUUGGCUCUGUGUAAUCAGCUUGACGGGGAACUGAAACGAGUUUCUGACACUAUGGAUAUUUUAGAAUUUAGAGAGGAUGUGAAAAAUGCUACAAAAAGCACCAAAAAAGCUAUUAUAGUAUCAUAUGGAAGAGGUGCUUUGGGUCAAGCUGGCACAGGACAUUUCUCUCCUAUUGGUGGAUACAACUUACAGGAAGAUAUGGUACUUGUUAUGGAUGUGGCAAGAUUCAAGUAUCCUCCCUAUUGGAUUUCUUUGACAAAAUUAUGGGAAGCUAUGCGAACUAAAGAUGUAGAGACCGGACUUUACCGGGGAUAUAUGGUACUGUGGAGGGCUUAUGAAGGUCCAGCCAACCAUCACUAA
Messenger RNA from Styela clava, 693 nucleotides. The record is from RefSeq and is a predicted model, not a curated record. NCBI's taxonomy places the organism in Eukaryota, Metazoa, Chordata, Ascidiacea, Stolidobranchia, Styelidae.